GUCCAGCAUGCCAGCAAACAGAUCACAGCAGAGAAGCAGUACAAGGGCAUCAUCGACUGCAUAGUCCGCAUCCCCAAGGAGCAAGGCAUCAUCUCCUUCUGGAGAGGCAACUUGGCCAAUGUCAUCCGGUACUUCCCCACUCAGGCCCUCAACUUCGCCUUCAAGGACAAGUACAAGCAGAUCUUCCUGGGGGGAGUGGACAGGCACAAGCAGUUCUGGCGCUACUUCGCAGGGAACCUGGCAUCUGGGGGUGCCGCGGGAGCCACCUCCCUCUGCUUCGUCUACCCGCUGGAUUUUGCCAGGACCCGGCUGGCAGCUGAUGUGGGCAAAGGAGCUAGUGAGAGGGAGUUCACUGGGCUGGGCGACUGCAUUGUCAAGAUUUUCAAGUCUGAUGGCUUGAGGGGCCUGUACCAAGGGUUCAGCGUGUCUGUCCAGGGCAUCAUCAUCUACAGAGCGGCCUAUUUUGGGGUUUACGACACGGCCAAGGGUAUGUUGCCUGAUCCAAAGAAUGUGCAUAUCAUAGUGAGCUGGAUGAUUGCCCAGACUGUCACUGCGGUAGCAGGGCUGGUUUCUUAUCCUUUUGAUACUGUGCGACGUAGGAUGAUGAUGCAGUCGGGACGAAAGGGAGCUGACAUUAUGUACAAGGGCACAAUUGAUUGCUGGAAGAAGAUAGCUAAAGAUGAAGGAAGCAAAGCGUUCUUCAAAGGAGCCUGGUCGAAUGUGUUGAGAGGCAUGGGCGGAGCUUUUGUAUUGGUACUUUAUGAUGAAAUCAAGAAAUAUGUCUAAACCAACAUCAUCAUGUAGUUCAAUUGUUCUCAAUCAACUUUUUUUAAAAACUAUAUGCUAUUGUGAUGUAAUGGACAACAAAAUAUUUCCUAGGGAAACAGAAUAAAAUUGGAGUAAUAUAUCUGUUUGAGAUGAGGAUGCAUCAAUUUAAAAAAUUGUCCACUACGUCAUAGUUAAUUUUGUAUGAAAAUUCCUCCAACAUUUGUAUUGGAACCUGUGUAUAUAUUAUACGUCAAAUUUCGGUAAUACAUUUUGUCUAGAGACAAGACUUAAGUUGUCUAUACCUAGUUUAAAAUAUAAU
Messenger RNA from Merops nubicus (carmine bee-eater), 1087 nucleotides. RefSeq names its product ADP/ATP translocase 1. Lineage: Eukaryota; Metazoa; Chordata; Aves; Coraciiformes; Meropidae. The annotation marks the transcript as partial. Gene Ontology annotation, cellular component: mitochondrial inner membrane. Gene Ontology annotation, molecular function: ATP:ADP antiporter activity. Gene Ontology annotation, biological process: mitochondrial ADP transmembrane transport; mitochondrial ATP transmembrane transport. The transcript has 3 exons. The record is from RefSeq and is a predicted model, not a curated record.